AUGGCAGUUUGGUGGGAACCAACUCAAGCAGAGCUUGCAGACAGAAAUGGUGAGUCGCCCUUCGUGCUGCCAGAAUUUUUGGAAGAAAGUAACUUUCAGCACUUGUACAAGGGGACUGGCGAGCCAAGAUCUGUCGAUGCCAAAGAGCUAGCAGCUUCCUUUGCUCUUGCUGUCAAUGCUUUCGUGCAGCACUACUGGACCUGCUUGAAGGACUAUGAAGUCACAAUGGACCAUCAAGUGGAGGGGUCUGGACAUCUGGCCUUGGAGGAAAUGAUGCCCAGAUGGUAUGAUGAUCUUGUUGACCACUUUGGAAUUGGCUUGGAUCCAGAGGCCACUAUCAAGAUGUACACAAGUGGAACAAUGGUUGCAAUUCGCAGAGUCUUCAAGAUAUGUUCGCUGGAACCAGAUGGGACACCAUAUCCACCGGAGACAUCCUUUCCGGAAGGGUUUCACCUCGGACAAGUUGGAAGACCGACAUCGAUUGAAGCUUCUGAUGAGAUUGGUCGAACAAAGCAAUGUCUAUUUCGACUGUUCCAAUACCCCGAUGGUAUUCCUGGCCUGGACUAUCAUGCUUUCAUCAACACCAACUUUUCAGAUUGGACAAGCAGAAGGCCAGUUCAUUUCUUCGAGAGAAAACCUUUCCACAGAGCUCUGAAUUGUGCAAUUUGUCAGGACUCUCCAAACGUGCUUAAGGCUGUGAUGAAAAUCAUCAUGGACAUCAAUUUCUUUAUUAACUCAGUCCACCACGAGGGGGGCGUUUUCUACAGUGGGGUAGGUGUUGGCGAGUCUUUGCAUUUGGUCAAGCCUGGAGCAAAAUUGCGCAUGCCGCGAUUUCUGUCGACCACCACUGAAUUGAAAUUUGCAAAAUCACGGCUGACGGACAAAAUUGGUCCUGCACUUCUUGUCGUACGAGUUCCGCAUGGAUUUUGGGGUGCACGCGAUAUUUCUGCUUUCUCCUCCUGCCCGGAGGAAAAUGAAACGAUGUUUUGUGCGUAUGCACUUUUUCUUGUGGAACGCGUCUCUGUCAUAAAGAUGCAGGGCCAAGAUGUUAGCAGAAUCGAUUUGUUGGCAUUGGACAAGUACGAAGGGAUUCAGUAUCCUGACGAUGCUUAUCCACCAUUUCACCAUGCACCAAUUGACAUUGACGAGCUGGGUGCAUAUGACAGCUAUGUUCGUCAGUAUUCAUGAGUAGACAGAGUGAGUGUCUCUUGACAUUCAUUCUUCAAUCUGAAGUUUGUCCCUGCAGUUUUGCUGCAGCCCAAGCCGUCCC
This is a messenger RNA of Cladocopium goreaui, 1270 nucleotides long. The record is from the annotation of a GenBank genome assembly. Lineage: Eukaryota; Dinophyceae; Suessiales; Symbiodiniaceae.